This is a messenger RNA of Prosopis cineraria, 783 nucleotides long. Its product is annotated as probable aquaporin NIP-type. The coding region runs from base 22 to 783 and encodes 253 amino acids. Gene Ontology annotation, cellular component: membrane. Gene Ontology annotation, molecular function: channel activity. The transcript is spliced from 5 exons. Gene Ontology annotation, biological process: transmembrane transport. The record is from RefSeq and is a predicted model, not a curated record. Lineage: Eukaryota; Viridiplantae; Streptophyta; Magnoliopsida; Fabales; Fabaceae.
GUGAAGUUAAUUGAGAGCAGAAUGGAGUCAUGGAAGUUGGAAGAAGGAGUGACGACCUCCAAUGGCGGCAGCAACAGCAGUGGAGGUUGGUCACCAGCCGUAAAAAGCUUAUUACAAAAAGUGAUUGCAGAACUGAUGGGGACGUACUUCCUAAUAUUCGCUGGAUGUGGGGUGUUGACAGUAGAGAAAAUAUACGGAUCAGUGACAUUCCCAGGGAUUGCAGUGACAUGGGGAUUGACAGUGUCCGCUUUGAUUUAUGCUCUUUCUCAUGUCUCUGGUGCUCAUUUCAAUCCUGCUGUUACCAUUGCCCUCACCCUCUUCCGCCUCUUCCCCUGUUGGAAGCAGGCUACAUUAUAUGUCGUGGCUCAGUUUGUGGGGGCUCUUCUUGCUAGCCUCACCUUGGUGGCACUCUUUGAUGUUACGCCACAAGCUUAUUUUGGAACCCUGCCCAUUGGGUCUCACCUGCAGUCAUUUGGUGUUGAAAUCAUCAUCACCUCUCUCCUCGUGUUUGUCAUCUGUGGGGUUAAUACUGAUCCCAGAGCGAAAGGUGGGUUCGAAGGAGUUGCUGUUGGAAUGACAAUCAUGUUGAAUGUUUUUAUUGCCGGGCCAGUAUCGGGAGCAUCGAUGAACCCAGCAAGGAGUAUAGCGCCGGCAAUAGUGAAGAGCGUUUACAAGGGAAUUUGGGUUUACAUUGCGGGUCCAAUAGUUGGAGCCAUGGUUGGAGCAUUCAUUUAUCACCUCCUCAGAUCCAAUCCUGAUCCAACCCCACUCCCUCAAAACUAA